AUACUGGAUUAAACGAAAAUAAACACAGCACGAUGAACAGACUGGCGGCGAUCUGCCUGCUGGUAGCAUGUGUCGCUUCUUAUUACGUGACUACCGCACGCGAGAUCAGCAGGGCGCAUUACGACGAUCUGCAGGUAGCUGCUACUCACCAUGGUCAUCAUGAGAGCGGUCAUGGAGAAGAACAUCAUUCCGAUCACCAUCACGAGCAUGGCGGGAAAGGUGACAAAGGCUACAAAUCGGACCAUCAUCAUGAAAAAGGAGAAAAGGGACAUCACGAUAAAGAAGGCCACUCUGGACAUUAUCACGAGGACGAAGGCCAUAAGAAACAUCAUCAUCACGACGAUGGCUACUAUGGCGAACAUCACAAGGGCGAAAAGGGAGAAAAGGGACACAAAUUCCAUGAGAAAGGACAUUAUGGCAAAGGCCACAGCACGAAAGGCCAUCAUGACGUUCACAAACUCGACGAGUUUAAAAAAGAUAAAGAAUUCUACGACGAACAUCACGAUCAUGGUCACCAUGAAGAACACGGUGGUCAUCAUCAUGAACACGGUCAUAAGAAAGGUGGUCAUUUUAAGAAGGGGCAUCAUGACCACCAUCAUCACGAGGAUCAUUAUGGCAAGAAGGGUCAUCAUGAGAAAGGACAUCAUCAUCAUGAUCAUAAGGGUCACAAAAGCCACGGUGGACACGACGAGCAUCAUCAUCAUCAUCAUCACCACGGCAAAAAAGACGGCCACGAAGACCAUAAGCACUGGGGAUUCAAAAAGGGACACUAAUAUCAAUAUACAGAAAAUAAUAAUUUCGCUACUAUUACUCAAUGAAUACCGUUAAUUAACUAUCAAGCUUAGUUGUUGUACGUGUCGACAAACAAAAUAAAUCUUUUUCAAUAGAUAAAUUACAUGUCGUUUAUAUAUCUUAUAUUAUGUCAAUUUACUGUAUAAUAUUGCAUUUAUAAAAAAGUCAUCAUUUUUCUUGCGUUAGCAUAUAUUUUUUUGUAAAUGUGCAAUAGUUUGCAUUAAUCAAACUCUUAUGAUACUAUAGACGUAUACCGACGUAAAAUGAAAUUUGAAUUAUUUCUGUGACCGUAACGUAUGUCGCGAAAUCGGUAACUGUCGUAAUAAUUCAGUGGAGUUUAAUGUUUUGUGCUACAUCAGUCACGCUUUUGCGGUGUAGCAGCUGUCACAAGAAAAUAUGGCUGCUCGUUACAUGCUAUUUUCAUAAAACAAUAGUAUCGGGCAGUUACCACAUUCAGUGGUGCAAUUGACACGGUUUUAUAUUUGUUUCCGCAAGCGUUACUUGGGAAUUACUCCUUUUUAAUAUCGAUGAUCUAAGUUAAACUGAAUCAUCCCUGAUAUUCUUCUAUUAUAACUCGAUUAUGAAAAGAGAAUAUAUAAAAAUUAGUAUUAUAAUAGUAAUCACAUUACAUAUCAUUAAGUAAUUACAAUUUCUCAAUAUUAUAGUAUCCAAAUUAUUUAUAAUUAUUUUUAUAAUAUAAUAAUUUAUAAUUCACCGAGGAGUCAACCACUGUGGCAAUCAUUGUACAUUUCUUUAGAAAUAUAUUGCGACAGUAUAAUAAUAAUUGCAAUAAAACAGACAAUGCUAGCAAUAUUCAAAAUACAUUAGCAAUACAUAGCAAUACAUGGCAUUAUAUGGUAAUAUUUGGCAAUAGACGAGGCAAUACACAAGGUAAUAGACGGCAGUACGUAAGGCAAUGUAGCAUUGGUAGAGCGGUAUGGCAAUCUCAUGACAAUUUACUUCCGAGUUCGAUUCAAAGAGAGAAAUUCAAGAUAAUUUUAAAAAUUUUCAUCCGAGAUUUCACCUGAAGUUAUAUGUGAUGUUAAUAAUUUGGCCAAUACUAUUCAAAAUGCGGAAAUUUAUAUUUCACCAAAUGUAGAUCCUGCAGAACUACAGGAGUGUCUCACAAACAGUUCGACAAAUUCACUGUGUCAAAUACAAAAUAAGAUCAACAACGAUGAAACCUUAAGUUUAUUAGUGGAAAAUAGAAAUAAAUUCUUAAGUAUAAAUUCAUUUUAGAUUGUUUAAAAAAUACGGCAGUAAAGAAUAUCAAAUGCAAGAAACAUGGAAACAAAUUUACUAAACCUUUAAAACUUUUCCAUUUAUAUAUUUUCAUGAUUGCUGGUCGUAUACUUUAUGAAUUUUUAAAGGCUAAUCUACAGAAUAUAUUCCAUCAAUUACAAUUAAUAGAUGCUUAGAUAAAGAAAGUAAUAUUCAACGAAAUUGUUCCAUUAAAAGAAUUAAAGUUAUUCUUAAUAAAACAAAAUUAUUCUUUGAAUGUAUUUAUUUCAGAAGAUCAAACUGCAAUAAUUAAGAAUGUAGCAUAUGAUUCUAAAAAUAAUAAAAUGAUUGGCUUUGUAUCUUCAUGUAGAGAAAGUGGAUUUCCUAAAAAUAAUUUUUAUGUAAAUUCUGUAAAAGAUAUUAAAAAUGCUUGUUCAAACUAUGUCGUUGGCUGCAAUGCGUAUGUGUACAUGACUCAACCGCGUAUUGAAAAUGCAGCAGCAUUUUAUUUAAUAAUCUUUGCAAGUGACAAUAAAUUUAAUCAUAAUGACGUCUUAGCUAAAUGGACGUUCUUAAAAAAUUAACUUGAAAAACUCAAUAUACAAAUAAUUAAAUUUUCAAGUGACGGUGCUUGAGCAUACAAGAUGCUUAAAAGCUAUAAAAAUAUGGUCUAAAAUUCCUUUGUCGUUUAAAAAUCUAUAUUAUCCAUACUUUCAGGUAAAUAAUUCUUUUCUGUUUAUUUCUAUUCUAAAUAAAGUUGCUAAUUUAAUGUCAACCAAAUCAGAAUAAAUCAAUAAUUUUUUAUCAGUCGCAGAGAUCAACAGUAUAUUUUUUCAUUAUUCUUUAAAAAUAUUAUACUAAACUAACAACUUUUAUUUUAAAAAUGCUGUAAAACUAUGUAAAUCUUUAAAUAUUUUAGAUAGAAUUUGACAUAAAAAACCAGUGUGUAUUCAAGAUACAGUUCAUAUUAAAACGGAAAUGAAAACAAGAUUUUUAAAGCCAAACAUAUUUUGAACAAUGGGCUCAAAAAUUGUCUCUCCAAAA
Messenger RNA from Monomorium pharaonis (pharaoh ant), 3057 nucleotides. Its product is annotated as histidine-rich glycoprotein. Bases 33 to 773 code for a protein of 246 amino acids. The record is from RefSeq and is a predicted model, not a curated record. The transcript has a single exon. Lineage: Eukaryota; Metazoa; Arthropoda; Insecta; Hymenoptera; Formicidae.